AUGUACAAGCGUGUUACGUUAGACACUACCUUCAAAUCAGUACAGCGGUACUACUACUACUACUACUACUACUACUACUACUACUACUACUACUACUACUACUACUACUACUACUACUACUACUACUACUACUACUACUACUACUACUACUACUACUACUACUACUACUACUACUACUACUACUACUACUACUACUACUACUACUACUACUACUACUACUACUACUACUACUACUACUAUCCACCAGUGAGAAUGCUGGACCAAUUGUCCAGGAUGUCGACAAUGCGAUUCAUGUUCGAACCCAGACAAAUCCACCACAUAGAGCGCCUCAGCGCCUCCCUCCAUCCCUCGCCUGUACCAUUCUUUGUUCUCCUGCAACCUCACAUCUGCGAUGCCUCGUUGCGCACCUCCGUAUUAAAAGCCAGCCACGUUCUGACGCAGCCCCUCGGACCCCGGCACAGCCUCUUCACAUCCCAUCCAAGCUUAGGGCGCGAUGCAAAUCACAACACUACCACUUUCGCCAUGAAUCAGCUGGACCGAGCACCCUGCGAUGAUCCACAUCAAAUUAAAAUCGAUCCUCAAGUUCUUCUUCGGGGAUUGAGUUUAAUUGCCAACAGCCACUCAAAAGGAGCCCACGCAAACACACCGCGCCCUGCUGCAACACAUUUGCCCACUCAUCUCCUCGACGCCAAGGCGAGUUCCCCCUCCCCAAACAAUCCGAUUUCCUGCCGCUAG
Messenger RNA from Penicillium oxalicum, 735 nucleotides. RefSeq lists its product as uncharacterized. The transcript has 2 exons. The coding region runs from base 1 to 735 and encodes 244 amino acids. NCBI's taxonomy places the organism in Eukaryota, Fungi, Ascomycota, Eurotiomycetes, Eurotiales, Aspergillaceae. The record is from RefSeq and is a predicted model, not a curated record.